GGUGGACGUAUAGAAAUAGGAAGUUGAGACAAAACUACUGAACUGGUUUGUUUAAGAAGUGUCAGAAAGUGUCAUUUUUGUGGAAGAGGUGUGAGUCCAAAAAAGAGCUACAGACAUGGCGUUGAAGCGAAUAACUAAGGAAUGUAAAGAGAUGACAGUUGAUCCUCCUUCAGGCUGUUCUGCGGGUCCAGUGUCAGAAGAUAUGUUUCAUUGGCAGGCCACAAUUCAAGGUCCAAUGGAUAGUCCAUAUGUUGGUGGAAUUUUCUUUUUAACAAUACAUUUUCCAACAGAUUAUCCCUUCAAACCACCAAAGAUUGCCUUUUCCACAAAGAUAUACCACCCCAAUAUAAAUGGUAAUGGCAACAUCUGUUUAGAUAUACUCAGGUCGCAGUGGUCUCCAGCUUUGACAGUGUCAAAAGUUCUACUCUCCAUCACAUCACUGUUGACAGACCCAAAUCCAGAUGAUCCCUUAGUACCAGAUAUUGCAAAUUUAUACAAAACAGACCGAAAAAAAUACAACGACCACGCCAAAGACUGGACCCAGAAAUAUGCCAUGUGACCUAACUUUGCUUUUACCAUGUGUCUGCACAAGUUCUCUCCCCUUAUCCUUCCAUUCAUGAGCUACUGUUAAGUAUAAAAGUAUUCAUGUUUAAUUUAUGACUGGCAUCACAUGUGGUGAUGGUGGAUUUCUGUCUUAUUUACUCAGUGCUGUAACAUCACAAGGAGGUCUUUAAGAAAUCUGGGGUCAUAUAUGCGAAGCGCUGAAAGCUUUACAUGCACAUAACAAACAUGACAAACAGCACUGUAGGCAUUAUGUUGCCAUGCCAGUUAGAUGCUCUUAAAGUCAGUAUGGAUUCGUGAGUCAGAUACCUGGAUGUUUUGUGCUGCAAAGUUGAAGUAAUUCUGUUCAGGUGUGAAUAGUCCUGUUUUUGUUUAGCUGAGGUGAGGUUUGGAACCUGAGCUAUCUUCAUGAUCCAGCUCUGUGUACAGAAAAAUAACCAGCUAGCCAAUAGCUGUCUCCUGCAUCAGCUUAAACGAUCAAAUCUGAAAGGGUGUUUUUCCCUGAUCCAAGUCACUGUAAUUAUAAAACAGGCAUUUAAGAAGCGUCUGUUGGUACCUGCAUGAAAACCAAGGAAAUCUAUAUGGUCGAUCUUAUUUUUGGUUUUUGUUACAAGUACGUUUAAUGGUUGAUUAUCUCAUAUCCGUGCUGUUUUAUUUAUUACAUGUAAGCACCCUGUAACUCUCUGCCUUUAAAGGCGCAGUCAAAGGUUUGGGUGUUGCAGAGAUUAUGUGACACAUUUGUUGAUAUUCCUAACAACAGAGUGGUAAUUUGAAACGUAUUCUUUGUAUUGCUCUAUUACUCAUGUAUGUGCAGCAAAUAUGAGUUUGUAUGGUCCAUUUGAUCAAUGUGCUGGAGGUGUUCUCAAGUGUUCAAAGUGAUGCAGUAGUGAGAAUAUGGGAGAUGUGUUGUAGAUAUUUAUAACUGCUGAUCUUUGCCUAAUCAUGCAUGUAUCCUGUUAACCAGUUACAGUAAAAGCUAUUAAAUUGUGUGGCCGACAGUUUUGUACAAGUACUAGUCAUAUUUGUCAAGGGAAGACAGCAGUCGCUGUCAACAACAUUUCGUUACUAGCUCAAAAAAAUGUUAACUUACAAAUUUCAGUCGUUCCACAUUCAGAACCAGAAUUUUUCUUGAACUUGUGUUUUAGGAGAUAUUUUCUGUUGUGUUGAAAGCUGUUUUGACAUUUACAUUUGGAAUAUUAUGUUCAGCCUGGUGUGCGCAGAUUGGUCUAAUUGUCAAAUGUUUCUAUCAUCUCAGCUUGCUUAUGUUAGUCCAUCUUUCAUUUUGCGAACUCAUCUAGUGUCUUCAGGCAUUACUGACACAGUGUAUUUAUUAUCUUACAACUACCUUGGGUUGUAUUUCCUGUGUAAAUAUUUCCUCUGAAUAAACCUCAGUAUAAUGACA
Liolophura sinensis is the source of this 1963-nucleotide messenger RNA. Its product is annotated as ubiquitin-conjugating enzyme E2 D1-like. Bases 116 to 559 code for a protein of 147 amino acids. Lineage: Eukaryota; Metazoa; Mollusca; Polyplacophora; Chitonida; Chitonidae. The record is from RefSeq and is a predicted model, not a curated record. The transcript is spliced from 6 exons.